Oppiella nova is the source of this 1876-nucleotide messenger RNA. Lineage: Eukaryota; Metazoa; Arthropoda; Arachnida; Sarcoptiformes; Oppiidae. The record is from the annotation of a GenBank genome assembly.
AUGUGCGUGAAGACGCCGAUCAUAACGCAGAACCUGAACGGUCCGUGUCCUCUGCUCGCGAUCAUCAAUGUCCUCAUCCUUAAGCGCAGAAUACAAUUGCCGUCAAUGAUGGACGUGAUCACCGAUGACCAGCUCAUGGAGUAUUUGGGCGAUUGUAUCCUCAAUAGUGUUCCUAAGGUUUGUCUCAUUUGUGUCAGUGAUAUGUUGUACUCAUAUGUCAAAUGGUGUGCCAUUUACCAGAAUAUUCCCGAAGGAGUUCAACUCAAUUACGAGCAGAACUUUAUGGACGCGAUGCAGAUAUUACCCAAACUUCCAAAAGGUCUCGAUGUGAACGUCCGGUUCACCGGGUAUGACAUCCUAUCACUCGAUGGCAUCCAUUGCUGUCAUCGACCGACCAGUCAAGGCUGCUGGAUGAGCGUGAAGACGCCGAUCAUCACGCAGAACCUGAACGGUCCGUGUCCUCUGCUCGCGAUCAUCAAUGUCCUCAUCCUUAAGCGCAGAAUACAAUUGCCGUCAAUGAUGGACGUGAUCACCGACGACCAGCUCAUGGAGUAUUUGGGCGAUUGUAUCCUCAAUAGUGUUCCUAAGAAUAUUCCCGAAGGAGUUCAACUCAAUUACGAGCAGAACUUUAUGGACGCGAUGCAGAUAUUACCCAAACUUCCAAAAGGUCUCGACGUGAACGUCAGGUUUACGGGUGUCUCUGACUUUGAAUAUACGCCCGAAUGUAUUGUCUUUGAUUUGCUUCACAUUCCUCUAUACCACGGAUGGCUCGUCGACCCCAGCGACCGACCAGUCAAGGCUGCCGUUGGCAACUGUAGUUAUAAUCAAUUAGUCGACAAAAUUAUUAAUAAUAAGACUUCAAUCCAAUCACAACUUAUAACUGAUGCACUAAUUGCUGAAGAAUUCUUAGAGAAGAGUGCUUCACAACUGACUUAUUAUGGUCUCCAAGAAUUGGUGAAUCACCUCAAAGAACAAGAAUUAUGUGUUUUAUUUAGAAAUAAUCAUUUUAUAGUUUUAUAUAAACAUAAGAACCAAUUGUAUCAACUGGUGACAGACCAGGGAUUCAUUAGCGAGAAUAACGUCGUUUGGGAGACACUGAACAACAUUGAAGGGGACACUCAGUUCGUUGACGGAGACUUCGUUUUAGUUCCUCCAAAACCAGCGCUCACUUCAGCGCCCGUUUCUCAGCAACAAAUAGAUCAGGAGUUAGUGAUCAUCUAUUUAGUGGCUCUUAGUCUACAAGAGGAGCAAAAGCGCCAAAUGGAGAGUUGCAAAGAGUGGGAAACGUUUAAACACGACUCAGGGAUGGAAGGGCUCACCGAUGAAGAGUUGGCCAAACGAUUGCAAGAAGAAGAAGACAAACGAUUCGCUCUCCAGAGACAAAACGAAGAACAACAGCAACAACAACAACAACAGCCAUCACCACAUGCGCCACAACCGGCACACAUCAGGGUUGGCGGCGGAGUGGUUCACCCCAACACUCCUCCCAACCCUCACCACAGAAGAGGCACUAAUGGUAGCUCUGAAGACAGUGAGAAUGACGGCUCAAAUAAGGUGUACUAUUAUGUGAAAAGGGGUGACCUGUGGGACGACAUUCCGGACAUUUUGUGAAGAGCUUUUGGUGAUACUGAAGACUGAGAACCACUGCCUGAGUGUAUGCAUUCAUUUGGUACACUGUUUUAAGUCAAUACAUCUAUCAAAUCAAUACAAUUGUAAAAAUUAGGGGAACAGUAGUUAGGACUGAUGUAAAUAGCGAUUAUUUAAAUUGUAAGUGACGAGACAUACGAGCAGAUAAUGCGUGCCUUUUGGGACUUAUGUAUAGUUUUAAUUGUGCCUCAAAUCAGGUUUUAAUUGGACUUUUUCAUUGAAUUUCUCA